This is a messenger RNA of Dromiciops gliroides (monito del monte), 1581 nucleotides long. RefSeq names its product arginase 2 (gene ARG2). Lineage: Eukaryota; Metazoa; Chordata; Mammalia; Microbiotheria; Microbiotheriidae. Bases 245 to 1309 code for a protein of 354 amino acids. The record is from RefSeq and is a predicted model, not a curated record. Gene Ontology annotation, cellular component: mitochondrion; cytoplasm. The transcript is spliced from 8 exons. Gene Ontology annotation, molecular function: manganese ion binding; arginase activity.
CCCUCACGAAUGUAGAACCCUAGGCGAGGGGGGCGCGGACAGCGGAGGUGUGCCGGAGGCCCGCGGGGGGCGGGGCUUCGGGAAGCGCCGAGUCCGUGACGCGGUCUGCGAGGGGGCGGGGUGUGACCGGCUCUGGGCUGGCGGAGGUACCCGAAGCGAGGUAAAGUGAACCCGCGGUUGCGGUAUAAAAAGGAGCCGUCAGCCGCCGCCGCUAGCUUCUCGGACCGCUGGCCUCUGAUCGACCAUGUCCCUGAGGAGCAGCCUCUCGAGGCUUCUUCAGAAGCAAGCGCAUUCCAUCCUCAAGAAAUCCGUUCAUUCCGUGGCUGUGAUCGGAGCCCCGUUCUUCAAAGGGCAGAAACGAAGAGGAGUAGAACAUGGUCCUGCAGCCGUAAGAGAGGCAGGGUUAUUGAAAAGGCUCUCCAACUUGGGUUGCCGGGUAAAUGACUUAGGAGAUCUGAGUUUCACCCCUGUGGCCAACGAUGAACUCUACAACAACCUGGUUGUGAAUCCUCGGUCCGUGGGCCUUGCCAACCAGGAGCUGUCGGAAGCAGUUAGCCGGGCUGUGUCUUCUGGUCACCGUUGCCUCACUGUGGGAGGAGACCACAGUCUGGCAAUUGGUUCUAUUAGUGGCCAUGCCCGGCACCGCCCAGACUUGUGUGUUAUCUGGGUUGACGCUCAUGCUGACAUCAAUACACCCCUUACCACUUCCUCUGGGAGUCUGCAUGGACAGCCUGUCUCCUUCCUUCUCAGAGAACUGCAGGACAAGGUGCCAUCACUCCCAGGAUUCUCCUGGAUCAAGCCCUGUCUCUCAUCUCCAGAUAUUGUGUAUAUUGGCCUAAGGGAUGUGGAUCCUGCUGAACAUUUUAUUCUAAAAAAUUAUGACAUCUUAUACUUUUCAAUGAGGGACAUUGACCGCCUUGGAAUCCAGAAGGUCAUGGAACAGACAUUUGAUCAACUGAUCAGCAAAAAACAAAGACCAAUUCAUCUAAGCUUUGAUAUUGAUGCUUUUGACCCUUCACUGGCUCCAGCAACAGGGACUCCUGUUGUGGGAGGCCUGACUUACCGGGAAGGCAUGUACAUUACAGAGGAAAUACAUAAUACAGGUUUGCUGUCGGCCUUGGAUCUAGUUGAAGUCAAUCCUCUCUUGGCUACUUCAGAGGAGGAAGUGAAGGCCACAGCUGGACUGGCUGUGGAUGUAAUCGCCUCAAGCUUCGGCCAGAAGAGGGAAGGACGGCACGAUGGCUAUAACCAUCUCCCCACUCCCAGUUCACCAGAUGAAUCGGACAGUGAAGAAUGUGUUCGAAUUUAGGAAGUCAGUAUUUUUUCCACAGGCUUUUUCCACAAUGGGCAUUCCAGAGUUCUACAGAGGCACUUAAAGGAAUAUUAAAGUUGGCAAUGUCGAUACUGCCUUUGUGAGAGAAUUCUCAUUAUUGUUUUUAAAAAAAUGCUUCCUCGUUUUUGGUGACCAAUGUUACUGUAUUCUGUAAUUUCUUUUAUUUAGUUCGUUGUGAGUUAAUAUAUUAGAACACUCUAUAAAUUUAAAGAACUAAUAAACACAGCAUUUGUUACCUUGGUAUAGCA